GGAGACGUGGGGCGGCCCCGCGCAUGCGCAAGUUGCGGCAGGAGGGCGAGGGUGCGCUGCCCUGCGCAGGCGCAGAUCGCAGGAGGGCGGUGAGGGCGAGGGGCGAUGGCGGUGGCGCGGCCCGGCGGGUUCGAGGCGGCCGAGCAGCAGCAGCAGCAGCAGGAGGUGCUGUCCCGGCAGCAGGAGCGGCACUACCGGCUGCUGGCCGAGUUGCAGGCGCUCGUCAAGGCGCUGCCCAGCGCCUGCCAGCAGCGCCUCUCGUACACGACGUUGUCCGAGCUGGCGCUGGCGCUGCUGGACGGAACCGUGUUCGAGAUCGUGCAGGGGCUGCUGGAGAUCCAGCACCUCACCGAGAAGAACCUGUACAGCCAGCGGCGGCAGCUGCACAGCGAGCACCGCGCAGGGCUGAAGCAAGAGCUGUUCCAUCGGCACAAGGAGGCCCAGCAGUGCUGCAGACCCCACAACUUGCCUCUGCUCCGUGCAGCCCAGCAGCGCGAGAUGGAGGCUAUGGAGCAACAGAUCCGAGAAGAACAGCGAAUGAUGGAUGAGAAAAUAGUCUUGGAAUUGGACCAAAAAGUAAUUGACCAGCAGAGCACCCUGGAGAAGGCCGGGGUGUCUGGCUUCUACAUCACCACCAACCCCCAGGAGCUGACUCUACAGAUGAAUUUGUUGGAGCUGAUUCGGAAACUGCAGCAGAAGGAAGCUGAGACUGAGAAGACUUUUUCCUGAAAGAGCAAAUCUGCUGUUCACUUCCCAGAGUUUUUCCUCUGACUUCCCUCUAAACAACAGACUGUCCAUGCAUUUGCUUUAUAUUGUGUCAGGAAGAAGCUACAGGAGUAGAAGAAAUUGCUGAGACACUUAGAUUAGAGCUGGGGCCGGCAGAGCCCAUCACAGGGAUGGUUGGGAGCCUGGGGAUGGCUCUCAGGAUCCUCAGUAGUGUCAGCUGCAUCUGGCUCAGCUGGGAGCUGAUGGAGCAUGGUCACCUGUUACGACUGUUCUGCAGUGGUGCUGAGGCCAUCACUGAGCCAAGGCUGGGCUGAGCACCGAGCACAGAGAACCCCGCUGUAUGAGGGUAACCCUGUGUUUAGAUGAUAUAACGGGGGGGAAAGAAUUCCAAGGAUGUUUCUGUGUGUUAAGGCAGAAACAACCUCUUAGACAGGCAGACCCUUCCCAGAGUCUCCUCCAGGCCAGUACCAGCAUUAUCUGUAUUCAUUUAUCUGUAUGCUGGCCAGCAUUAUCUGUAUUAAAGGAGGAUUUCAGGCCUCGGCCUAGAGUUACUGGACUGGUGCUUGCAGUGUUCCCACUGACUCAGAAAGCAGAGCUUUUGCUUUGUUCUUUUAAACCAGUUUCCAAAUUAAGAGAAAUAAAACACUUUCUUUUUCGGGGUGCAGCUUUCUGAA
Passer montanus (Eurasian tree sparrow) is the source of this 1400-nucleotide messenger RNA. Its product is annotated as protein DGCR6. The coding region runs from base 106 to 729 and encodes 207 amino acids. The transcript has 5 exons. Lineage: Eukaryota; Metazoa; Chordata; Aves; Passeriformes; Passeridae. The record is from RefSeq and is a predicted model, not a curated record.